Molecule: messenger RNA, 2872 nt
Organism: Spodoptera frugiperda (fall armyworm)
Lineage: Eukaryota; Metazoa; Arthropoda; Insecta; Lepidoptera; Noctuidae
Exons: 1
Coding region: 156-1487 (443 amino acids)
Source: RefSeq, a predicted model, not a curated record
CAAAUAUCUGUGCCUGUGGAAACGAAGAAACAAAACGCAAAAGUGCUUUCGGGUUAUUGUUUAUUGAUUGAAUUCGUGCUUUCUAUAAUAUUCAUAAAAAUAAGAUCUAUUUGAAUAAAAUACAAUGUGAGAUGAAAUAUACGUGACCCUACGCCAUGUCAGCUAAUGGGAAUGGUGGGUUCUACGCACCGCUGAAACAAAUACUGUCCGACUCGGAAUCAGAGGAUGAUAAGCUUGAAAAUGCAAUGCAUAUCAAAGCUACGGAUAGUUGCAACAACCUGGACUUCAACAGUGGCCUGCAAUCUUCGAAGAACUACAGCAUAAGUGACAUGGACGAGUUUAACACCAACGUGAACACAGUGGAGAGCACAAUGGACAACGUAAGCUUCUUGCAAUCCGACAUAUCCACCAAGAUGACUUUCCCGCGCCGGUGCGCGUUCAUCGCUUCCAUACUCAUGUGCAUAUUCACCGUCGUGAUAUUCCUGUGGGGCAUUCCUUGCUCAGAGGUCGGCAGCUGCGCCGCCAACGAGUGGCAAGACAAAACUACCAGCUGGGAAUUGCCAUACAAUGAAAUGGAGUUAUCAGGAGCCGUGCAAGUUGUAGACGGAGCAAUUCCAAACACCAAGAACUUGAUAUUCAUAUACCGAGGCAAUCACAUGAGACUAGAACCUAAAACCAGCAGUGAGAAUGUUAAUGGUGUAGUCCUCAUUGUGGGCAACUCUGGCAAGGUUGGUUGGUUCACUAGGGAGAGUAGAAUACCAACUGAUAUCAACUGUCACCUUCUCGAUGUCAACAGGGACAAACAAAAGGACUGUAUUGUGUCAGGAACUGAGGGGUUGCUUGCAGCUCUAGACUCAGUGUCUGGCACUUAUUACUGGCACAUUCACAAACAAGGAAAAGAUCUGAGUAAAAUAGUUGCACUUGACUUCCCUGUAAUGGUGAAAGACAUGAAUGAUGACAAAGUAAAUGAUUUGUUGACAGUUGCCACUGUGUACCCCAAUGCUAACCACAACUCUCUACUGAUGAUAUCUGGUGCUACUGGCAUGAUCAUGGCUGAGCCGAUUCCUAUUGAUGAUUGUCUGUCUGUGAAGCUUCUAGCUGAGAUGGAUACAGUCACAUACAUCUGUAAGAAUGGCACCACUGAAGCUGUGAGACUGAUCUCUUUUUCAGUGUUGAAGAAAAUGCUCAAGAAGGAUCAGCCUAUCAACCAUACACAACCUCCACCUACAGUCCUGAAAAGAAUCAAUGUAAGCAUGAAGAAGAACAUCGGAAACACUAUAGAGACAUUUACUAAUGGCCCGGGAAAAUUAAAGGUAGAAAAUUCAGGAGAAUGUCCAAAUUCCUGCAGGGUCUACCUAAAGCUUAUGUUGGAAAGGAAUGGCACAACUAAUGUCAGUUGGGAGUACACUGCUAAUAAUGUGUAUGCCAUGAGGCCUAGCUCCUUUGCCUUUGCAAACUCCAUACGAGGCUUUGUGUUGAAAUUAUGACAGUGGAACAGUGCACACCUGGCAAAGGGUGCACUGAAAAUUGAUGAAGUCAGAUACAAUGUUCAAAACCAAAGUCCCAAAAACAUUAAUGACAUGUUCUAUCGAUCCAAUAUAGAUGUCGCAUCAAUAUCCGCUUUCAUUAAAUACACAAACUUCACUGUUCAUGAUAUUUCUGAGAGGAUUGUUUUGGUACUAUUUGACAAACAACAAACUCAUAAUGUGAACAUCAGUCAAACAGAUAUUGUGCAGAUAUGUGUGCGAGGGCCUAUUGAGAGCAAGACUCCUCUGCCUCUGUGCCAACCUGACUUAGAGUACCAGGAGAAGUCAUUGAUGAUUGCAGACUUGGAUGGAGAUCAGUCUCAUGAACUGAUAUCAUAUUACAGUACAUUUGUGGCUCCAGAAUAUACACCAAAGAAUUCUAAUCCUUAUGACAAUUGGAGCCUGACAUCUUUAGUGCGGGUGAUUCGUUUGGAAUCAGAAUUACCUAAACUGUUUGUUACUGAUGUUUAAUAACAUUAUCCCAUGUAAUCAUCUUGCUUUACAAUGUAUUCUGCUGAUAUAUAAACUUCAAUUUGCCAAAUGUAAUGCUGGUGUGCUGUAUAUGUAGCUUGGCAGCUAGCAAUAGGGUGUCUAGUCAUUCAUCUUGUACUUAUUGUCCAUUGUAUUUCAAAGGAAAGUUAUCUAAGAUACAAAUAUAUUAUAUGUAAUAUUGGGGCUUAUAGCAAACGUAUUUAUGCUCCUAGAAGUCAGUGUACUGAUCAGUCCCAUAAUUUCUUUGACAUAUUCUUAAAUUUUCAUAUAACUUAGGUAAGAUAUUACUCAUGCAUGUAGUUUUACAAUCGUUUUCGCCUGGAGUGUUCAAUGUUUAUUAUAACUACUAUUAACAUUAAAUAUUAACAGUAGAACUAAGUAUUCGUGUACCUAUUUAUAUAUUUCUAGUCUUUAGGAUCAUUGUGACUGUAUACCGAGAUAGUAUAAAGUUUAUCUCUGUUUAAUUUUUCUAGUGGAAUGGAGCCCCCUGUGGGUUUGUGUGAUCAAAGUUUGUUAGUAUUGUAUAACAGCCAGGGUAAAAAAUUGUAGAAUUAAAUAAUAUUUUGCAAAGUUAAUUUAUAUUAUAAAAAUAUUUUAAUCUGAAUGUAUUUUUAGGAUAAUUAUCAAAAGGUUGCCCUGGCUUUGAUUUCUCAGAAUCUCAAUCUGUUUUGGUCUGGUUAUGGCACAUGAAAUUGCUAGUCUGAGUAUUUAUACCACUGUGGUGAUAAGUUAUGCUUCACUAUAUGUCUAUUUAGUUUUGUAUUAGAAAAUAUGCGGAGUGAAGUGCCUUAACGCGGGGGCUAUGGAGUGGUUCUUUUGCGUCGAUUCGUUGAAAUAAAAACUUGUCAAAAAUA